AUGAUCCGGCAGUCCUACAGCGCUAGAGCGGGGGGUGGAGGAGGCGACGGCAAGAGUUUCAGCCCAUUCUCCACCAUUGUCCCGACUGCCAAGCGAGCUGGUUUCAGCUCAAUGUCUGUUGCUAGAGCUGGCGGUGGUGGCAGCUAUGGAAGGAUCAGUAUUGGUGCUGGUGGUGGAGGUGGUUUUGGCAGUAGGAGUCUUUACAAUCUUGGGGGCACUAGGAAAAUUUCCAUUGGCAAAGGUAUCAGCCUGCGCAAUGGAUUCUGUGGUGGAGGAUUCGGUUUUGGUGGCAGAUCUGGUAGUGGUUUGGGGUUUGGAGGUGGUUCUGGGGGUGGAUUUGGUAUGGGUGGAGGGAGUGGUUUUGGUAUUGGAAAUGGAGGGAUGGGGUAUGGUUUCAGUGGGGGUCUCAGUGCAGCUAGAAAUUCUGUAGGCGGGCCUGGUGUUGGUACUAUCCAAGAAGUGACCAUUAACCAGAGCCUCCUGGCACCCCUGAAUUUGGAAAUUGAUCCACACAUCCAGCAGGUGCGAAAAGAAGAGAAGGAGCAGAUCAAGUCACUCAACAACAAAUUUGCCUCUUUCAUUGAUAAGGUCCGUUUUCUGGAACAGCAGAACAAAGUUCUGGAAACCAAGUGGACCCUCUUGCAGGAUCAAGGCUUGAAAUCUGGUGCCGGCAAGAUCAGCCUUGAUCCACUCUUUGAGGCCUACAUUAGCAAUCUAAGGAAACAGCUAAGUAGCCUCAUAAGUGAGAGGGGGAGACUGGAUGGCGAACUGAAAAAUAUGCAGGAACUUGUCGAAGACUUCAAGGCAAAAUAUCAAGAUGAAAUCAACCGGCGCACAUCUGCAGAGAAUGAAUUUGUCAUGCUCAAGAAGGAUGUGGAUGCUGUCUAUAUGAACAAAGUGGAGACGGAGGCAAAGGUGGACUCCCUGACAGAUGAACUCAACUUCCUGAGAGCCCUCUAUGAUGCGGAGAUGACUCAGUUGCAGGUCCAGAUGUCGGACACUGCUGUUAUCCUCUCAAUGGAUAACAACCGAGACCUAGACCUGAGCAGCAUCGUUGCUGAGGUGAAAGCCCAGUAUGAGGACAUUGCCAACAGGAGCCGAGCUGAAGCGGACACCUGGUACCAAACCAAGUUUGAAGAGCUCCAGGCCACUGCAGGGAAACAUGGUGAUGAUUUGCGUAAUACAAAAGGAGAGAUUUCAGAGCUCAGUCGGAUGAUCCAGAGGAUACGGGCUGAAAUUGAAAAUUCCAGGAACCAGUGUGCUAAUCUGCAGACUGCCAUUACGGAUGCUGAAGAGCGCGGAGAACUGACUGUCAAAGAUGCCAAUGCCAAGCUCCUUGAGCUGGACGAUGCUCUACAGAAAGCGAAGGAAGAGAUGACUCGCUUGUUGCGGGAGUACCAGGAGCUGAUGAAUGUCAAGCUGGCCCUGGAUAUUGAAAUUGCCACAUACAGAAAGCUGCUGGAAGGAGAGGAGAGCAGGUUCUGUGGAGAGGGUGUCAAUCCAGUGAGCAUCUCUGUUGUCAGUGCCAGCGCUGGAGGUGUUGGCAGUGGUGGAGCUGGCCUAGGAGGAGGUUAUGGCAGUCUUGGAGGAGGAGGAGGAUUUGGUAGUCUUGGUGGAGGAGGGUUUGGCCUUGGAAGUGGCUUGUGUUUUGGAGGUGGUGGCAGUAUUGUAAGCAGUGGCUUUGGAAGUGGCCUUGGCCUUGGAAGUGGUUAUGGUGGAGGACGUAGUGGUGGUAGCGGGUUAAACUUUGGAGGAAGCAAUUUCAGCUCUGGUAGUGGGAAAGGCAUUGGGUCCGGAAGCAGCUCUGGUCUGAAAAUUAUCUCUAAAACCUCCAUCACCCAAAAGACCAUCAGAAACUAAAGCCAGAAGAAUUCUCAACAACCCAAGCAAG
Molecule: messenger RNA, 1891 nt
Organism: Euleptes europaea (tarantolino)
Lineage: Eukaryota; Metazoa; Chordata; Lepidosauria; Squamata; Sphaerodactylidae
Product: keratin, type II cytoskeletal 5-like
Exons: 9
Coding region: 1-1860 (619 amino acids)
Biological process (GO): intermediate filament organization; keratinization
Cellular component (GO): keratin filament
Molecular function (GO): structural constituent of skin epidermis
Source: RefSeq, a predicted model, not a curated record